Messenger RNA from Anoplophora glabripennis (Asian longhorned beetle), 1417 nucleotides. Its product is annotated as protein ABHD4. The coding region runs from base 218 to 1375 and encodes 385 amino acids. The transcript is spliced from 6 exons. The record is from RefSeq and is a predicted model, not a curated record. Lineage: Eukaryota; Metazoa; Arthropoda; Insecta; Coleoptera; Cerambycidae. Gene Ontology annotation, cellular component: lipid droplet.
AUCAUCAUCCCAUCAAAUCAUUUAGUCAUCCUUUAUAUCAAUUUAUUUAUUUAAAUUGAGUAACAAUUUAAUACGUUGCGCAAUAAGAUAAUUAUCUGCAUUUCGAAGCUCGAAGCCUAGAUAAAUGAUACUGGCUCGAAGUGAACUGUCAUUGUAUACUUUGAAAAUGUUGGGUUAAUAUUAAUAAAUAAGUUGAUUGUAAAGAUCGUAAAAAAAAAUGGAAAAUACAACGCAGUACAAUGAAAAAUGUGGGUGGACGAAAUUUUCUGAAGCCAAAUUAGUUGAGAUGGAAAAGAAAAUUCUACAAGUUGUAAAAACUGCCUAUAAAACUUGGUUUGUUCCCAUUGGACCAACCGUUGGUACUGAUGAUAAAAUUUGGACCAUUUUAUUAAACGAAGAGUCAAAAAAUACCCCUAUAGUUCUGUUACAUGGAUUUGCAGCAGCUUUAGGUUUUUGGUGUCUCAAUUUCGAUUCUCUAGCCAAGGAGAGACCUGUUUAUGCCAUUGACUUACUAGGGUUUGGUCGUUCCACCAGGCCUACUUUUAGUACCGAUGGCACUGAAGCAGAACAGCAAAUGGUUCAGUCUUUAGAGGCAUGGCGUAAACAAUUGGAUAUUGAAAAUUUUAUUUUAUUGGGACACAGUUUUGGCGGAUAUUUAGCUACAAGUUAUGCCAUAAAUUAUCCUGACAGAGUAAAACAUCUCAUCUUGGCAGACCCCUGGGGUUUUGCAGAACAGCCUGCCAAGUUUGAAGCGCCUUUAUGGAUAAAAACUCUGCGUGUAUUGUUAUACCCGUUAUCCCAUUUAAAUCCCCUAGCCACAGUUAGAGCUGCUGGACCAAUAGGUCCCUGGUUAGUACGUAAAGUACGAAAUGAUAUUUCUGAAAAAUAUGCUAGCGUUUUAGAAAACAAAGACAUAAUGGCAGAAUAUAUAUACCAAUGUAAUUCUAGAAACCCAUCAGGCGAGACUGCUUUCCAUUAUAUGAGAAAGAGUUUCGUGUGGGCCAAAAACCCGAUGGUACAUAGAUUCGAUAAUAUAAGGGAAGAUAUCCCAAUCACCGUAAUGUUUGGAGAAAACUCCUGGAUAACUCAAGCACCUGGACAUAUAUUAAAAGAACAACGACCUAAGUCGUACGUGGAUAUAGCAGUCAUUGCUAAUGCGGGACAUCAUAUCAGUGCGGAUCAACCUUCAUUAUUCCAUGAAGUAGUUCUUGGUGCAUGUGGAAUGUGUGAUAGCACUAGCAAUAGCGAAGUGACUAAUGAUCAAGAAAUCAUAAGUAAUAAUGAGAUAAUAGAAACUGAUAUAGAUGAGGAAGGAGCAGUUCACCAGAUAAAAUUGAUUAGAAAUGAAGAAUAUCAACUACAUCAAAGUAUUUGAUGAUUUUAUUAUUUAUAUAGUCAAUAUAUAUUUUAUCAUUGA